CCGAAGUAUAGGACUUUGGACCAUCCUUGGUCUGGAGCCCUGCAUUCUCAAGACUGCCUUUAUUUAAGAGGGGAAUCUGGAAGAAGAGGAAGAAGAAGAAAUGGCUCCUAUGUUCCUGACAGCCAGCUCCCAGGAAUCAGUGACAUUUAAGGAUGUGGCCGUGAACUUCACCCAAGAGGAAUGGCAGCAACUGAACCCUGCUCAGAGGGACCUCUAUAGGGAUGUGAUGCUGGAGAACUAUAGAAACCUCAUCUCACUGGGGCUUCCCAUUUCUAAACCUGAUGUGAUUUUCCAAUUGGAACAAGGAGAAGAGCCUUGGAUACUUGAUUUGCAAGGAACUGAAGAAAAAGCAGUACCAAGAAAUACUUCUCUAGGCUGGGAGUAUUUGCCUGAAAUCCAGGAAUCAAUUCCAAAGCAGAACAUUUCUGAAGAAGAAGAAUCACCAGGCACAUUAAAAGAAAGAAUCAGAGGAGAGAGUUCUGUACCUGAAGACAGAAAGGAGAAGCAGAAGGAAAACUCCGAAGGGAAGACAAAAGAAAAACCACUUUUUCUUGAGAGAAGUUUCAAGCAAAUAUCAGUAAAUCCUACCAAAAAACACACUAAAGAGAGAGGCCAUGAAUGUAAUCAGUGCAGGAAAUCUUUUUUUGAUCGUUCUUCCCUUAAUCGACAUCAGAGAACUCAUACUGGAGAGAAGCCUUAUGAAUGUAAGGAGUGUGGGAAAGCCUUCAGCCACAGCAGCAGUCUUCGGAGACAUGAGAUGACUCACACAGGAGAAAGUCCCUAUGAAUGUAGUGAAUGUGGGAAAGCUUUCUAUGACCGUUCAUCCCUUGCUGUACAUGAGAGAAUUCAUACUGGAGAGAAGCCCUACGAAUGUGAUGAAUGUGGGAAAGCCUUCUUUGACAGAUCAUCUCUCACUCGACAUCAAAGGAUUCAUACUGGUGAGAGUCCCUAUGAAUGUAAUGAAUGUGGGAAAGCCUUCAGCCAAAAAAGCAUACUUACUCGACAUCAGCUAACACAUACUGGAGAGAAGCCCUAUGAGUGUAAUGAAUGUGAAAAAGCGUUCUUUGGUCUCUCAUCCCUUAUUCGACAUCAAAGGACUCAUACUGGAGAGACUCCCUUUGAAUGUAGUGAAUGUGGGAAAGCCUUUUUUGACCGCUCAUCCCUUACUCAACAUCAGAAAAUUCAUAGUAAAGAGAAGCCCUUUGAGUGCAAUGAAUGUGGGAAAGCCUUCAAUCAAAGAAGUCACCUUAAUCGACAUCAGAGAACUCAUACUGGAGAGAAACCCUAUGAAUGUAGCGUAUGUGGAAAGGUUUUCAGUAGCAAGUCAUCUGUUAUCCAACAUCAACGACGUUAUGCCAAAGAAGGCCCUGAAUGUAAUAUAUGUGGGAAAACCUUCAGACACAGAAGUAGCCUUCGGAGACAUCAGAUUACUCACACAGGAGAAAGACCCUAUGAAUGUAAUGAAUGUGGGAAAGCUUUCUUUGAUUGUUCAUCUCUUACUAUACAUGAAAGAAUUCAUACUGGAGAAAAGCCCUAUGAAUGUGAUGAAUGUGGGAAAGCCUUCUUUAACUGCUCAAAUCUUACCAGACAUCAGAGAAUUCAUACUGGAGAGAGUCCCUACAAAUGUAAUGAAUGUGAUAAAGCCUUCAGACAUAGUAGUAGCCUUAGAAGACAUCAAAUGACUCACACAGGACAAAGACCCUAUGAAUGUAAUGAGUGUGGGAAAGCCUUCUUUGAUCGUUCAACUCUUAUCAUACAUGAGAGAAUUCAUACUGGGGAAAAGCCCUAUGAAUGUGAUGAAUGUGGGAAAGCCUUCUUUGACAGAUCAUCCCUUACUCAACAUCAGAAAAUCCAUAGUAAAGAGAAGCUCUAUGAAUGCAGUGAAUGUGGGAAAGCGUUCAACUUGCGAAGGCACCUUAACCGACAUCAAAUAACUCAUACUGGAGAAAAACCUUAUGAAUGUAGUGUAUGUGGGAAAGUUUUCAGUCGCAAGUCAUCUGUUAUCCAGCAUCAGCGACUACACAGUCAAGAGAGAGUCCAUGUAUGCAAUGAAUGCGGAAAAACUUUCAGUCACCACUCGGCCCUCAUUCGACAUCAUAUAAUUCAUACAGGAGAGAAACCCUAUGUAUGUACUGAAUGUGGAAAAGCCUUCAGUCAGCACUCAGCUCUUAUUAGACAUCAUGUAAUUCAUACUGGAGAGAAGUCCCAUAAAUGUCAUGAAUGUGGGAAAGCCUUCUUCAUCCGUUCUUCCCUUAUUCAACAUCAGAAAACUCAUACUGGAGACAAUCCCUAUGAAUGUAAUGAAUGUGGGAAAGCCUUCUUUGGUCUCUCAACCCUUACUCGACAUCAGAGGACUCAUACUGGAGAAAAGCCCUAUGAAUGUAGUGAAUGUGGAAAAUGCUUCUUUGAUGGCUCAUCCCUUACACGACAUCAGAGAAUCCAUACUGGAGAGAAACCCUAUGAAUGCAGCGUGUGCGGGAAAGUUUUCAGUAGCAAAUCAUCUGUCAUCCAACAUCAGCGACGUCACGCUGGGAAGAAACCUUGGAAAUGUAAUGAGUGUGGGAAAGCCUUUAGUUACUGCUCAGCCUUUAUCCUCCAUCAGAGAAUUCAUACUGGAGAAAAACCUUAUGAAUGUAAUGAAUGUGGGAAAGGUUUCAGCCAGAGCAUACACCUUACCCUUCAUCAGCGAAUUCAUACUGGAGAGAAACCCUAUGAAUGCAAUGAAUGUGGGAAAGCCUUCAGUCACCGAUCAGCCCUUAUUCGACAUCACAUAAUUCAUACUGGAGAGAAACCCUAUGAAUGUAAUGAAUGUGGGAAAGCCUUUAAUCAAAGUUCAUACCUUACUCAACAUCAGAGGAUUCAUACUGGAGAGAAACCCUAUGAAUGUAAUGAAUGUGGGAAAGCCUUUAGUCAAAGCACAUUUCUUACUCAACAUCAGGUAAUUCAUACUGGAGAGAAACCCUAUAAAUGUAAUGAAUGUGGGAAAGCCUUUAGUGACCGCUCAGGGCUCAUUCAACAUCAGAGGACUCAUACUGGGGAGAAACCAUAUGAAUGUACUGAAUGUGGGAAAGCCUUUGGUUACUGCUCUGCUCUUACUCAACAUCAGAGGACUCAUACUGGAGAAAAACCUUAUAAAUGUAAUGACUGUGAGAAAGCUUUUAGUGACCGCUCAGCCCUUAUACGACAUCAGAGAACUCAUACUGGAGAGAAACCCUAUAAAUGCAAGGAAUGUGGAAAAGCCUUUAGCCAGAGUUCUUCCCUUACAAAACAUCAGAAAACUCAUACUGGAGAGAAACCAUAUAAGUGUAAUGAAUGUGACAAAGCCUUCAGCCAGAGCUCUUCCCUCUCUCAACAUCGAAAAACUCAUGUUGGCAAUAAAGCCAGCAAAUAUGGAAAAGUCUUCAGUGAUCACUCAGCACUUAUGCAACAAAAGAGAAUUCAUACUGGAUAGAGAUUCCACGAAUGCGGUGAAUUCAGUAAAUGUUUGAGGGUUUACUAUGAGUCUAGCACUGUAUGAAAUGCUGUGAAUACUCCGAAGACUGUAAGACAGUGUUACAAAAAGACCAUGUGCACCAAAAAGUUGUUAUGAUUGAUGUGCAGUCCUAUAUGGUACCCUGAUGGUAGGUGUGUUGAAUAUAAAUGUGGAGUCUUGCGUAUUUUAAAAUGUUUUAGUGGACUACACUGAGGGAUUUCCUUGGCAGAGUAAUGAUUGUCUUUAUAUCAAUAAUGUGAUGUGAGCUAUUGAAUCCCUGAGAAAGGGAGUGGGGUGACCUUCAAAGGAGUGAGCCUCUCCAAACAGGGUUGAUGAUGCCAGGUUAUGGAAUACUUAACUUUUAGAAAAAUUGGAGGUGAAAGAAUGAAAGACGUUGAUCUAGAUUGAAAAUUUGGAGAAACUGCUGUCCAGAAGACAUUAAAAGCAUUAAAAAGCAAAGUCAUGAGGAAAAAAAAGAAAAAAGGGCUGGAUAAAACUCAGGAAGUAUUUAUUAAUACAGGCAGUCUCAGCUGAAUAUCCAUAAUCAAAAGAAUGGCUGUCGGGAAUUUCUUCCAUGCAGAGAUCCAGAGCAUUGAUUGUAUUGGUGAGGCCUUUGGUUCCUACAAUAGCAAGUUCCACUUGGAAGCCAAAGUGUGAUGGGCCUAUGGCCAGACAAAAGGACCCUACCCUGGCAAUUGAGGGAAAUUUAAGAAUGCAGCUUAGGCUCACAGUUAAGAAGAAGGGUAGGUUGGUAAAAGAACUAAAACUCCAAGAAUUGGAGACCAGUAACAAGGACUUGCAGACUAGAAAGGAAGAGAAUGAAGGAUGAGGGCUUUUUGAUAAUUUAAAUGCUUCCUAGAUGAGUAGCUUGAGAAUGUUUUUGUGGUUUACCUCAGCUGUACAGGGUGGUAUUGCGGAAAUUUGCUGUAGUUUUGUUGUGUGUUUGAAUUCCUCAUAUGCUGGGCUACAGUGGACAAGGUAGGAAAAAAGUACUUUCAGAGAAGAGAAAAUAGGGAAAAACAGUUAACUAUAGGAUAGAGUUUAUCUUCUCCCUUUUAACCCCUUGGUGUUAGGAGAAAAAAGGCCUUGGUGACAGGGAAUCUGGCUGAGGGAGUCAUCUCUUUACAUGGUCAAGGUAUCCCAUUUUGUUACACGAAGUCCCUCAAAGAGUUUACGUUUUGGUUGGGGGAGUAAACCUUUGUCCUUUAUCCAUAACAAUCCUUAAUUCAGCACCAGAGAAUUCCUCUUGAAGAGAAAACCAUGGAUGUCUUAUAGCUGUAGUCAUAUCUUCAGGCCUUUGGCUGAGCUUGAACUCUCCAGGCCGAGCAGAAGGACCACCCUGAAAGCCUAGUCCACUGGAAUAUUUCUUAUGGUUAUCUGUAGGUCCAGUUCAGAAAUCAUGACUCUCACUCACACCAUGCCAGGUAGUGUCAUGAGAACAAAGAUCUAUUCAUUCUUAACUAAUUUGCAAAGUAGAUGCCAUACAUACCCCCGAAUCUUGUACAUUGAUCUGGUGUCGGGGUCAGAAAUUUUUUUAACAGGAAAUGAAAGGACAUAUGGAGUCCUAAGAUGACAAUGUUAGUUCACAUAAAGUUCUCUAAGGUUUAACAAGCAUUUUAUGUACAUUUCCUUCUCACAACAAUCUUAUGUGGUAGGUGCUAUUACUACCUCCUUUUUAGAUGAAUAGACUGACUCAGAUGUGAAGUAACUUGCACACAUAGUAAGUAUCUAAAUUAGGAUUUGAACUCGGUCUUUCUGGCUCCAAGUCUAGUAUUCUGUCUGCUGUGCCAAAUUGCCUCAAAGAUGUUAUCCAAUUAUAUAGCAGGAAGUUUAGAAUAACAUUUUGAGAGUGGGAUAUGAUUAGAGAAAAUUUGGAAUGAAGUAAACAUUGGUGGUAAUAUGACAGUGUGACAAGCUGGAAUAAUUGAUUCCAGUUUGGUUCAAAUCCUAGGAAAACAAAAUAACAUUGUGGAGAAAACAGCAAUAUUGGUUUUUUAAUCUGUUAUUUAAAACAAUGUGAAAAGUUGGGUGAUAGUUGGAAGGGUCUUUAAAGAUUGUUGAGUCCCACCUUUUUUAUAUUGUAAAAACAAUAGCUGAAACUUUUAUAGCUGUUUAUAACUCACAAAGUGCUUUAUAGAGUCUCUCAUUGGGUCUUUAAAUAUUCUACAAGUGAGGAAACAGGCUUAGAGGGGGAGGUUAAGCUAACCAAAGUUCAGAAUCUUUAAACUAGAUUUAAAUAAGCCGGCAAGAAGAUUGAUUGGAUUAAAAGCUAAUGAUUUUCUAAAUUCAGGGCAUAGAGAACAAGCUCCCAGUAUUUGGUUAUUGACUGAUAGCAUCUAGGUUGCAGAAUAGAAGAGGUGAAAAGGAAGGGGUCAGUCUUCCUUUAAAACAAGUAUUCAAAAAAACCCAAAAAGGAUGUGGAAUAGAAUAAAUGAAACUUUUCUUGUUUGAUGACCACUUCUUCCUGAUUGGGACAGAAACAUAGGUGGGAACUCAGAUGCCAUCUUCUCUCAUAAUUGACUUAGGAAUGGGCACAUGGUUUAUAAAGACCUCUAAGAAUUUUUGUAUGUCCCAAUGUGGCAUAGAACAACAUUAAUCAAUUAGGACUAAGUACUAGGUACAAACUUUGGUUUGUAGCCCAGAGACAAAUUCUGGAACUUGGUAUAAGCUUGGGGGAUUUAUAACCUAAAAAAAUCAGAAUUCUGAGUCAGAGUUAAACAAAAAAAUUAGAAGUAGGACAAGUGGGGAUGAGAUCACAGAUGCACAUAGAGUUGGGUUUGGUGGUCUGUUCUUUUACAGUUAUUUUUUAAAAAUCCCUUAUAAAAAAGUGAUGGUAAUCACAGGUCACAUUAUUGUAUGUACUUGGGUAACAAAGAUUGUUAAAAAAACAAACCCCAAACUGGCUGGAUGUAGAGUGGAUGUCAUAAUCAAAAUGAACUGGUGCAUCAUCUAGUAGCAACCCGCAUGGAAUCUGAGGGAAUGUGUCCAAGUAGAUAGAAAAAUGACAAGUGUCAGUCUGACACAGACUGGUCUUUGCCCUGUAAUCUGGCUAGAUGAUUGCUUCAGGACAUUUUGUCAUGAGAUGAAAGGGACCUGAAGCCAGCCAAGAAUUGGAAACUUUCCCAAGGGGUAGGAAAUGUGGGUUGUUUUUUUUCUCCAUAGAAAAUGAUGAAAGAUAUAAAUUAAAAUAAAUUUGAGUUUCUUUGUCUGGGGAAAGGUCUUCUGUGUCUUUCUGGGUCUUUACCUAGUGGAGCUCAUGGAAAGAACACUGGAUAUUUAGUCAAAGGACAUUGGUUUAAAUCUGACUCUGUUGUUUUAUCUACCUCCAAGACCCUAUGCAGAUCGUUCUGACAAUUUAAG
Molecule: messenger RNA, 6832 nt
Organism: Trichosurus vulpecula (common brushtail)
Lineage: Eukaryota; Metazoa; Chordata; Mammalia; Diprotodontia; Phalangeridae
Product: zinc finger protein 2-like
Exons: 9
Coding region: 101-3451 (1116 amino acids)
Biological process (GO): negative regulation of transcription by RNA polymerase II
Cellular component (GO): nucleus
Molecular function (GO): DNA-binding transcription repressor activity, RNA polymerase II-specific; RNA polymerase II cis-regulatory region sequence-specific DNA binding; DNA-binding transcription activator activity, RNA polymerase II-specific
Source: RefSeq, a predicted model, not a curated record